Messenger RNA from Glycine soja, 1315 nucleotides. RefSeq lists its product as uncharacterized. Lineage: Eukaryota; Viridiplantae; Streptophyta; Magnoliopsida; Fabales; Fabaceae. Bases 58 to 831 code for a protein of 257 amino acids. The transcript is spliced from 3 exons. The record is from RefSeq and is a predicted model, not a curated record.
CCACUCUCAUUUCUCGUGAGGAAAGCCGAAGGGGUAUAGAUUGUGGGAGAAAAACCGAUGCCUCAUCAAUCUCCAAAGAGGGAGCUAUCCCCAGAUGGCGUCGAGUACAAUUCACCCAACAAGAGGCCAAGGACCAACACUUACCAAACACAACAAGAGGCCAAGGUCAAGAAGAUCAAGAACGAUUUCAAAAUGUUCGUCACAGAAAAAAUAGAAGCCGCUAAGACAAUGGGUGUAGUGGUUUCUGGUUCUUCUCCCGCACAUACAUCGUCAAGUAAUAAUUUAGUUCCAGGGACUACCCCCGAAUCCACGCCAAAAAAUGACAAUCAAAAAACGUCUCACGAAUCCACCACAUCAACCGUUAAUUCAGUGGGAAAAUCAGGAGCUAGUGCUGGAGAAGUCACCGAUGCACCAGAUGAUCCACAAACUCCUAUUCAGACAACUGGUAGUCGUCAAUUACCAACGACGCCACUCUCCAUUAAGUCAAGCACUGGUAGCAUACCACACGUUGAUUCACCUGGUAAAAGUACGAGACUACAACUGUUUGAGGCAGAGUCAGGCGUCAAAAUGGAUCUUAGGUUGGGCUAUGGAGAUUAUGUUGUGUCAAUCCAGAAGAGGAGCAUUAUUUCAAGUUCAACUUAUGAGAAUAGAAAGGAAGACGCAAAUCAAUUGCCUCAAAACCCUGGCAUGCAGUUUCUUCCAUCUGAGAUGCUUUCUAACAUGAUAGAGAAGGCCGGAGAGCAAAUGUUCGCUAGGUACCUAGAAUGGCUUCGGGAUCAUCAUAUGUUAGGAAAGUCCUCUGUACCCAGAAUUGAUUAUUCUGACCAGUGACUUCCCUACGUUAUUUUCUUUGAUACAAUUUAAGUCAAUAAGUCUGGUGAUUUUUAUGUUAUUUUAUUUUAUAAAAAUUAAUUUUUUUAUCUCGAUAAUUAAUAUUAAUAUUUAUUAUCGGCUCUUAUUGUAUUGAUUAUCGAGAUACAAUUUUAAUUUUUAUUAAAAAAAUAACACUAAAAACACUAAGUCGUGUCUUAUUUUUGUUGUGUUUUCCCUAUUUAGUUGACUUUUGCUUCUGCUAUGUUUCCAUGAAUGCUAGCUUUGGCAAGAACCAAGAAGUAUCUUCCUUCUAAUCCUCUUCUAUUGUAUCAUUAUUACUGGGAUAGUAGGUUGUUUCUCCACUCCCUGGGUGGAGAUCGUAGAUGUAGGUUGUUGUUGUAAUAAAUAUGCAUGGUGUGUUGUACCAAAAACAAAGUAAGAUGCUUCUGUACGUUCUGUUGCUUUAAAUUCAUUGAAAUAAAUUAAAGUGGGGUUUAGUUCA